Molecule: messenger RNA, 998 nt
Organism: Hypoxylon trugodes
Lineage: Eukaryota; Fungi; Ascomycota; Sordariomycetes; Xylariales; Hypoxylaceae
Exons: 1
Coding region: 221-526 (101 amino acids)
Source: RefSeq, a predicted model, not a curated record
UUUUUUCUUUUCAACGUAUGACCCUUAUGACCUUCCACAGCCACCCCUGACUUACUCGCGGGCGAGAGAUAAUCGACUAUUGUAUCGUGGGACGCGCGUCAACCUGCGCCAAGCCCAUACUCUUUUGUGCGGACUCCCCACCAUACGUCCUCCCCUGUUCUUUUAUUCUUCCUUGAGCGCCAAGUGACGAUCGUUUAUGAUUUGAUAACCCCCGGUUCAUAUGACAAGAAAAGACGUGCGCAUAUACUGCCAUGUAGCACUGUAUCUCUAUCUAUCGCACAUAGGACCCUUCAACCUCAACCACCCUAGCCAAGACGGAGUGGCUCAGAUAUCUAACUUAGCAUUCGUCACACUCGGGCGACUCUUUUCCCCGGGUCAUUCUAUUCUCACCACGCUGAGCAACUGGAUUGCUUCUUUCCUUUCUCAACUAAUUCAUCAUUCCAUUCUUUUCCCCGCAACUUUACCAUACCUUUUCCUAUUUCCUAUUCCCGUUUUUAGACUACUUUUAAUACACACCCCCCUUUAGAUCUGUUCUUAGCCCCGGCUGGCCACGCACGACUGACGAAUCUGUUCCACUGUACUGGAUACAUCUUCUUGCCUUCUUUGCCGGACCCGGCUUACCAUAAAGACUAAAAGCGACCCAUUCGAAUACACAUUGAUAAUAUACCUUCACUUCUAUGCUUUGAACUAUAGCGCUUUGUGUUGUUUGUUAUCAUCUGCUAUUAGACCGGUGGGAUAAGGAAGAAAAGAUAUCGACGAUUUCUUAGCGAUCACGCCGAGACGGCCUACACACUACCUCAAUAUGAAAUCAACAACAACAGUUCUUGCCCUUGUCGCAAGUAUAUUAGCCAUACCGGCAAAUGCACGUAAUAUACCGGGUGGUAUUAGCCAGCCGAAAGUCGUAAACCUAUCUACGCAACGAAGAACAGUAUCAAACCCUGUAAAACGGGAUCGUAUACGACGAAGAGAUACUAUUAAGGCGUCAUUAGACAACGAGG